AUGGUGCACCAACACGGAGACGAGCACGACAUCCCGGACGAGCACCAUGUGCAUCGCCCCGGUGCAUGGCUUCCAGCCGACCACCGGACUCAGAAGGCCUGGCUCGGCAACCAGAUCGACGAGGCUGCGAAGCACAAGAAGGAACUUGUACCCGUUUUGAAGGACUUCAAAACCUUCAUUGAGAGCAACUCCCGCAUCUACAUGUACUUCAACUCCAUGUUCAGUGAAGUGCCAGUCAAGAAGCCUUACGACAAAGACCCGACCGGACACAAGCAAAUCCGGGACUACCCCCACAUGCUUGAAAUUCUCAACCACACAUUCACCACUGCACCCCAUUGGACGGACAAAGCAGAAGCAGUGGGGAUGGUAGGUGUCCCGAUGUGCGCCAUCUUCGACUACCCGAUGGGUACUGCAUCGGGUUAUGCGGCUUUCCUCGACCCUGAGGUCAAUGUUCACUUGAAGAAGAUUCUCAACGAAUGGGGCAAGUUCCUCAUGUCCCCGAAGUCCGCAGAAGUGCUCGGUGAGCACAACUCGGGCUGGUUCAGCCCUCACGGCAAGAAGGAUAUGAUGGAGGUCGCCAACGCCGCGGCCGGGACUAACCACUCGUUCGAAGACUUCUUCGUCGUACCCGACCCGAAGGCCAAGCACUAUGGCUACAAGUCGUGGGACCACUUCUUCACUCGCGAAUUCAAGCCCGAAGUCCGUCCCGUCGCAUCCCCAGACGAUGACAAUGUCAUCGCCAACGCCUGUGAGAGUAAAGUGUUCAACGUUGCGACCAACGUCAAGCUCCGCGACCGCUUCUGGAUUAAAGGCCAACCUUACUCCGUCUCGGACAUGUUGGCUCACCAUGAGCUAGCAGACAACUUCGCCGGUGGGACCGUGUACCAGGCCUUCCUGUCCGCUCUCUCCUACCACCGCUGGCACUCGCCCGUCAGCGGCACCAUCAAGAAGGCCUUCGUGCAAGACGGUACCUACUUCUCCGAGCCACUGUUCGAAGGUCUCGGCGACCCCAGCACGCAGGAAAUCGACCGUGGUGGCAUUAGUACUGGCCAGGGCUACUUGACUGCGCUUGCCACCCGUGCCAUCAUCUUCAUUGAGGCGGACAACCCGGCUAUCGGCUUGAUGGCUUUCAUCGGCGUAGGUAUGGACGAGGUGUCUACCUGCGAGAUCACAGUGAAGGAGGGCCAGCACGUAAAGAAGGGCGAGCAGACGGGGAUGUUUCACUUCGGCGGAAGUUCCCACGUUUUGCUAUUCCGCAAGCAUGUCAAGGUUGAAGGCUUCCCGCAGCCAGGGCGAAAGGAGAACGUGCCAGUGCGGAGCCACUUGGCUACAGUGAAGCCGUAA
Baudoinia panamericana UAMH 10762 is the source of this 1344-nucleotide messenger RNA. RefSeq lists its product as uncharacterized. NCBI's taxonomy places the organism in Eukaryota, Fungi, Ascomycota, Dothideomycetes, Mycosphaerellales, Teratosphaeriaceae. Gene Ontology annotation, molecular function: phosphatidylserine decarboxylase activity. The transcript has 2 exons. The record is from RefSeq and is a predicted model, not a curated record. Gene Ontology annotation, biological process: phosphatidylethanolamine biosynthetic process. Bases 1 to 1344 code for a protein of 447 amino acids. Gene Ontology annotation, cellular component: mitochondrion.